Penicillium expansum is the source of this 723-nucleotide messenger RNA. RefSeq lists its product as uncharacterized. Bases 1 to 723 code for a protein of 240 amino acids. The record is from RefSeq and is a predicted model, not a curated record. The transcript has a single exon. Lineage: Eukaryota; Fungi; Ascomycota; Eurotiomycetes; Eurotiales; Aspergillaceae.
AUGGCUUCUAAGUAUCCUCACUUUCAGCCGUACGGGCAAAAGCUAAUCCGAUGGAUGGAGAAUGUAAACGAGCCUGGAUGCCCAGUUCAAAUAUCUGAACUCAACACAGAGACUCUGCCACGGCCUACGGACUGGCGUGUCAACCAUUCCAGAGGAUGGUUAUCAUCAGAACAGAUUGCCUCUAUUGUGGGUCUCGGUCUGCCAAUCGGAGACUUGAUUCCGAACGAUCUAUAUCCCACAGAGUCGCCAUGUCUACAACACUCAAUCAUCAAGACUAUUGGUGGAACCGCAGCUUUGAUCGGGACAAUUGCACCAGGCGUGCUUUUUAUCUAUUCCAUUAAAAGAAGACCCCUUCCUUCGAACGAUCCGUACAUGUCCCAACUUGCCAAGAUGGCCUAUGAAACGCACUUUCCAUUGGAUAGUCUGAAGUAUGUGAUUGUCAACGAGAUACAGGAACACGCAACUGAAACAUUUGUCAUGGAACGAAUCUACCCUUCCCGUGAGGGACUUAGCUAUCCAUCCGCGGAGCCUCAGACCUGGGACUAUCCCUUACCAGAGUUUACCGCUAUUAUGGGUACGCCCAUCGGUAAGGUUGUCGGAUCAUUCAUUCUAGGUGCGUUUGGUCAGGGUGUCAAACGGAUUGCACAAAUUGUUACUUUCCAGGAUGGUCUUGAACUUCACAAACUGCAUGUUGGUUUUCAUAUCGAGGACGUUCAGAUUUAG